ACCUACCUACCUACCACCGACUUACCAGCUUACCCAACCUCGUAAGUCCUUGUAUCCACAGCAAUGCGUAACACGCGCUGACCAUCCACUGCAGCAUCGCAUUCACGCAGCCAAGCCAACCAAACCAGCACACGCAAUGGCCAUAAAAGUCACGCCCCUCACGGAGACCGACAUCCCCGCAGCGAUUGAAAUCAUCCAGUCCGCAUUUGCAGAGGAUCCGUAUUUCCAGUGGGUUUUUGAAUCUGAGCAGUUCAACAAAGAGCGCAAUUCCGAUUCGCUCGCUGUGCGAUGUCUCUGGGGGAUCAAGAACGCGAUCUUUCACGUUGCGAGGGAGGUAGCAGACUCCGAUACCGAUUCUGACACCAUUAUCGAGAGCGAAUCCUUCUUAUCCUCGAAAGAAGGAGAAGAAGAAGAAAAAAAAGGAAAAGCCCCCGUCAUCGGCGUAUCCUGCUGGCUACCGCCCCAGCCCCCCUCCACGCCCCCCAGCUGGUACACCUGGACGCAAGACUGGCUCCUCUCGUGCCGCCAGAUGCUCAACAACGUGCGACACUGGGGCCGCGGCGGGCUCCGCACGAACCGGUACUGGAUCUGGAAAGCGCGGCAGCAGGACGCCCAGAGCCAGAUCUGGGACGACCCACGGGGGUACUACUUCUGCAAUAUUGUCGCGGUGAGCCCCCGGUGGCAGGGCCGGGGCGUGGGGAGGAAGCUCUUCGAGGCCGUCACGGAGCGGGCGGAUCGCGAGGGCGUCCGCUGUUAUCUGGAGAGCUCGAGGGAUGUGCCGAAUGUGAGCAUUUAUGAGAAGCUGGGAUUUGAGAUGAGGAUGGAGAUGGAGUGUCGGGAUGGGGGGGAUGUUUGUAUGCUUUACUGUAUGGUUCGCGAACCAAAAGCUGGGCAGUGAUGGGGAUGGGGGCUCUGGAAGUUUGGUUUGAACGGAGUACUAGUUCGCAGUUCGCAGGAUUGGGGGUUGGGGUUCUUUUUCUGGUUUGGGGGAUGGUGCGACAGGACAGCAU
Messenger RNA from Aspergillus heteromorphus CBS 117.55, 1010 nucleotides. Its product is annotated as GNAT family N-acetyltransferase. Gene Ontology annotation, molecular function: acyltransferase activity, transferring groups other than amino-acyl groups. NCBI's taxonomy places the organism in Eukaryota, Fungi, Ascomycota, Eurotiomycetes, Eurotiales, Aspergillaceae. The coding region runs from base 137 to 898 and encodes 253 amino acids. The record is from RefSeq and is a predicted model, not a curated record. The transcript has 3 exons.